CUUAUUUCUAUAAUAGUAGAGGGCCGAGCCCUGUAGCUUCCUUCUGUUUCGAGUAGAAGCAUCGUAGCUGAAUAGUUCUAUCUUAUUCAUGAACAUGAUAAUCAUCAAAAUGCUGGAUAUCGCCGACGUGCUAGCUACUUUCGCCGAAGAGAAAAGGGGCGUAGAUUUGGAUAGCCCUACCGCUGGACCCCCACCCGGUGUCCAGCCUAACCUUAAUAAUCCGAGGAAUAAGAACAUCAUGACUAUGGCCGUUAUCACCAUAUGCAUGGUCAUAUCGAUAUUAUUGACUCUGUCGCGGGCAUAUGCUAGGCUGUUUUGUAUUAAAAAAAGGUUAUUUUGAAGACUUUCUUGUCACUUCUGCCUUGGCUAUAUACAUAGCAUAUAACUGUUGCAUAUAUCGUAUCAUUGAUGUACUUGGCAUGUUCGUUCAUCAAUGGGAGACACCUAUACAGUCUUUAACAAAGUUCCUCUGGUUUGCUUGCCUCACCGAAAUUUUCUACGUAAUUAUAGUCGUUUGCCUCAAAAUAUCGAUUCUCUUAGAUUGGAUUCAUAUAUUCGUUCCUACUGGCACUCGAAACGUGUUUUUCUGGACUUGCCAUAUACUCCUGUGGCUCAACCUACUCUUUUAUUUCACAUGCCUUAUUGCUUUCAAUCUCGCAUGUUUCCCCCAUAAGAAGAUAUGGGACAAGACUAUAGAGGGGGGUUGGUGCCUCGACCCUUGGGUUAUGCUACUUUCUACCGGUAUCCUUAACUUGAUAUCUGAUUUCAUAAUCCUUCUUGCUCCCCAAUGGGUUAUUUGGAAUUUGAAAAUGCCAUUGAGGAGAAAACUAGCUAUUUCUCUUGCAUUUGCGACAGGUAUAUUUUGUGUUGUAUUUGCUGGGUUUCGAAUUGCUAGCUCUGCAACGUACCUUAACUCGUUCGAUGUGGUCUAUGAUGGAUCAGCAAUGCUUCUGUGGGCCGAGGGCGAAAUGACCCUCCUGUUCUUUGUUGUCUGCCUCCCUUCGACCCCCAAAGCAAUUAGUGGCGUAAAAUCGAUGGAUAUGAGUUGGAUUUCUAGAAUAUGGGCAUCAUCUUCGGCAAAUACCAAAGGAACAGGGGAAAGCAAUUCGUGGCCUCGUUUGAGCAGCGCUUCACGAAAUCAUAGAUCCUACAAGAAAGUAGACGAAUAUCGCCUUGGUCCACUGAGUGGCUUCCAGAAGGCACAAGUCCCCUAUCGUGUCCCUACAACCGAAAAUGCAGAUUGGUCCACCGGUAUCGUACGUACCACCGAAUUCGCUACGAUGGAAUAACAGGCAUUAUAUCUCUUGGAAAAACACAGUUAUCGCUAGACUUGGGUGUGAGGCUCUUGGAUUCGCGAGUAAGCUGUGUAGAAACAACCCGGCUUUCCUUUUUUUUUUAACAAAUAUGAUCGAUAAAUAAGGACUUGGUUGCCUUAUCUCUUCUUCACAUCAUCGAUAUACCAAUGUGUUGGGCGUUAAGUGUAAGCAGAGUAAAAGGGGGUUAUCGAAAGCUAUAUAAAAAGGGGCGUUGUUGGUUCAGGACCGGGAGGCGGAUAGGGGCUACGAUCAUUACACAAAUCGUUAAUGUUUACAUCUCUCUACUCCACAUGUAUCAAUAGUGAACUACUACGAUGCGUUUAGAAUCUCGCAAAAGAGAGCUAUGAACCCCAUAGAUAACGUCAGUC
Molecule: messenger RNA, 1684 nt
Organism: Daldinia decipiens
Lineage: Eukaryota; Fungi; Ascomycota; Sordariomycetes; Xylariales; Hypoxylaceae
Exons: 5
Coding region: 303-1289 (328 amino acids)
Source: RefSeq, a predicted model, not a curated record